ACAAGCAUUCAGUUUGGCUGAGGGAGCAGGCAGGAGCGUCACAUAGAGACUAACGGGAGCCUGAGGGGCUGCAGACUGAGGCUAAAGAGGACUGAAGACACACUGAAACUGAUCUAGAGUAAAUAGGUGAUUGACAGGCAGGCAGCAAGAGAGAUAAGGAAGUCUAGAUUAUGCAGACUCCUACACCAGCCUAAAAUAGCUGAAAUAGCCUGCACAGGGAGCAAAGACUGAGCCAGGAGCACUAAUUUUUGUCAGGAGGAAAAGUCUGGGAGAAAAGAAAACAUUUUUAGAGCAGAUUUUCUUCCUUUAGAAACAGAAGGCAGCAGAUGGACUGAAGGACCUUCUGAAGAAGACAGUCUUCAUCGACAUUUAGUGAUGCUUUUCAGGAACUCUGAACAGACUUGUUCUGAGGACGCGGAUAAAACCACAGGAUACUUUUAUAAUCAUUGAAUUGAAGUUUUCUACAAGUUUUUUUUGUCACCAUGUUUCUUCAAAAGAACUCUUUAACAGCGCUCUGGACUACUURUCUUCAGGUUUUGUGCCUCCUGGAUGUAUGGACCUCAGCCUUGCCGGCUGCCCAGCAAUCCAAACCUCAGCUGCAGCCGCGCCGGUCCAGACACAUGUCGCCGCCUCCCUCCCUGUCCUCGCCCGGCAACUUGUCGGAGAGCGCCGAGAGCAAAGUGGAGCGCCUCGGCCAGGCGUUCAAGCGGAACGUGCGCGAGCUGCGCGAGCAGAGCGCCUGCUUGGACCUGGUCUUCCUGGUGGACGAGUCAUCAAGCGUGGGCGCCAACAACUUCCAGAGCGAGCUGCGCUUCAUACGCAAGAUGCUGUCGGACUUCCCCGUGGCGCCGGAGAACACCAGGGUGGCGCUGGUGACCUUCUCGUCCAAGACCCACGUGGUGACCAGGGUGGACCACAUCUCGGCGCCCAAGUCCCAUCAGCACAAGUGCUCCCUGUUCAGCCUGGAGAUCCCAUCCAUCAGCUACAGAGGGGGAGGCACUUACACCAAAGGAGCUUUCCAGAGGGCAGCGCAAAUCCUUCGUCAGUCCCGUAGUAAUGCCACUAAAGUAAUUUUCCUCAUCACCGAUGGUUACUCUAAUGGUGGAGACCCUCGGCCGGUGGCGGCAGCUCUGAGGGAGCGAGGCGUUGAGAUCUUCACUCUGGGCAUCUGGCAGGGAAACAUCAGGGAGCUCCAUGACAUGGCCUCCCACCCUAAAGACCAACACUGCUACCUGGUGCACAACUUUGUUGAGUUUGAGGCUCUGGCUCGUCACGCCCUGCAUGAAGAUCUGCCCACAGGCAGCUACAUCCAGGACGAUUUGUCACGCUGCUCCUCUCUGUGUGAGGCGGGUAAGGACUGCUGCGAUGUGAUGGCCAGCUGUAAGUGUGGUACUCACACUGGGCAGUAUGACUGCAUCUGUGAGAAGGGGUACUACGGAAAGGGUCUGAAGCACGAAUGCACUGCUUGUCCACCUGGCACUUAUAAACCAGAGGCUACACCUGGAGGACUGAGCACCUGCCUGUCAUGUCCSGACACACAGCACACCUCCCAGCCUGGCAGCACCUCCCUCGAUGACUGCGUCUGCAAGCCGGGCUAUCAGCCAAUAGGCAUGACCUGUCAGGUGGUGUACUGCCCAGCACUUUCUCCUCCAGAAAACGGCUUUUUCAUCCAGAAUGUGUGCAACAACCACUUUGAUGCAGCUUGUGGAGUGCAAUGCCAGCCGGGUUUUGAGCUUCAUGGAACUGGCAUUAGACUCUGCCAGGCUGACAGCACGUGGUCAGGAGCACCGGCAACCUGCAGAGUACGCUCCUGCCCGCCCCUCUCUCGGCCUCAGCACGGCUUCCUGCGGUGCAGCGAUGGUGGUGUGCACUACAGGGCAGUGUGUCAGGUGGGAUGUGARCGAGGCUACAGAUUAGAAGGGAACUCCACACUCACCUGUCAGGCCACCUCCCAGUGGAGCGGACCCCAGCCUCGGUGUGUGGAGGUGAGGUGUCCCCCCAUCGUGAACCUAAAGAACAUGUUGCUGUCGCCCCCUGCCUGCGGGAAGAGAGCCGUGUCCCUGGGCUUCGUCUGCCACCUCACGUGUCGCCAAGGUUACAGUCUCCAGGGAAACAGGAGGGCAGUGUGCCUGAGCUCUGGGAACUGGACCGCUAAUGUCCGUAAAGCUGUCUGUGCAGAUACUGAGCCACCAAGACUCCAGUGUCCCUUGGACAUCGUUGCGCAGACAGAUGAGCGACGUGGCACUGCUCACAUCAGCUGGAAAGUCCCAAAUGCUACAGACAACUCCAAAGAGGUGGUACUGCAGGUGAAACCAGUCUACAGUCCUCCUCAGCUGCUCCCWAUUGGAAAGGAAACCAUCAACUAUAUUGCGACUGACCGCUCUGGAAACUCGGCGAACUGCUCCUUUACUGUCACCGUGAUUGAUACGGAGCCCCCUUUCAUUGACAGGUGCAGGUCACCCCCGACAGCCCAGGCCACAAACACAGAGACAGUCGUCACGUGGGAAGUGCCACAGUUCUCCGACAACUCACGUGGUCGCCUCACAGUAAACAGCAGCCACAGUCCAGGCUCGCUGUUCCCCGUAGGAGACACUCUGGUGCAGUACACUGCAACUGAUGCUGCAGGAAACAGCCGAACCUGUAACCUCACUGUAACUGUGCAAGGGACGACCUGUGACCAGCCGUAUGUUCCUGUAAAUGGAGAGUUUGUUUGCUCUGAAGAGGACGAAGGUGUUAACUGCACCCUGCAGUGUAAAGACGGUUACAGCUUAGCUCAGGAUGCCGUGCACAGCUACUUCUGCGCCCACAACGGCAUGUGGGAGCCUCCGUCCUCCUCAGACAGACCUGACUGCUCUUUGAACCGUAUAGCAAACAAUGGAUAUAAGCCUUUUGAAAUGCUGUUCAAAGCCUCUCGAUGUGAUGAUGCAGACCUGGUCAAGUCAUUUGCAGGGCAUUUUAAUGCUAAACUAGGAGGCAUGCUCCCUGGCAUUUGUAGCAGCGAUGAAAUCACCUGCAAGCUAGAGGUGAUGUCACAGGGUCACUGUCUGGAGUACAAUUACGACUAUGAAAAUGGAUUUUCAAUCGCUCCAGGUGGGUGGGGAAACAGCUGGGACUCUCAGGGCUCGCAGGACUACGCUUACUUCGAGUCGGGCUUCGCCACAGGCAGCCGGCAGCAGCAGGACGGCAGCAGGAAACCUCAUCCCCGAACAAAAAGGAGCAGGAAGAUAACAGGCCCCACAAGAGACCAUAAGAUCCAGAUUUAUUUCAACAUCACAGCAAGCAUCCCUUUGCCCCUGUCGAGGAAUGACUCCGUAGAGGUGGCCAAUCAGAAGAGGCUCCUGCGGACCCUGGAGCAACUGACCAAUCGCCUGAAACGAACUCUAGCCAAGCAGCCAUUGUCCAGUUUUCACGUCUCUUCAGAAAUGAUCGUUUCAGAUCCCAGGUCGCUGGAGAGCAGGAAGGCCUCUCUGUUCUGCAGACCGGGCUCGGUGCUCAAAGGCAGAAUGUGUGUACAAUGUCCUGUAGGAACAUAUUUUUCUCUAGAACAUAAWGAGUGUGAGAGCUGCUGGUUGGGGUCCUACCAGGACCAGGAGGGUCAGCUGGAGUGUAAGUCUUGUCCUGAAGGGACCUCCACAGCCUACCUGCAUUCCCGCCGCAUGACUGAGUGCAAAGGUCAGUGUAAACCUGGCAGUCACUCUCUGAACGGGUUGGAGAUCUGUGAGUCGUGCCCGCUCGGUCACUACCAGCCUGGCUACGGUGCCAGAAAGUGCCUGGUGUGUUCUGGUGGGACUUCCACGGUCACCAGAGGAGCAGUGGAUGACACAGAGUGUGGAGUUCCCUGCAAGGCGGGYCAUUUCUCUCGCACCGGUCUGGUUCCCUGUUACCCAUGUCCAAGAGAUUAUUACCAGCCUGACCACGGACGCUCCUACUGCCUCUCUUGUCCUUUUUAUGGAACCACUACGAUCACAGGGGCGUCCAGCAUACAGCGCUGCUCCAGUUUUGGGUCGAGCUUUCUUGCCAAGGAGGAAAGUGUAACAACUGCACCAGAAUUGGAGGUCAGUGAGGACUACCAAGCCAGCAGUCAGAUUUUCCAUGAGUGCUUCCUGAAUCCCUGUCAGAAUAAGGGAACAUGUGAGGAGGUUGGAGCUGGUUAUGUUUGCACCUGUAUGCCUGGUUUCACAGGUGCGAAGUGUGAGAUCGACAUAAACGAGUGUGACUCUGCUCCAUGCCAGAACGGAGGCCUGUGUAAGGACGGGAUGGGAGACUUCCAGUGUCAGUGCAAACCUGGAUUUUUAGGCUCUCUGUGUGAGGCCGAGGUAAACGAGUGUAUCUCCUCCCCGUGUCUGAACGAAGGAGUGUGUGUGGAUGAAGUCAACAAGUUUACCUGCAGCUGUACCGAUGGCUUCACAGGGUCUCGUUGUGAACUGGAAAUCAACGAGUGCCUGUCCAGCCCGUGUCUGAAUGGAGGUGUGUGUGAGGACCUGACAGCAGGUUACAGCUGUAACUGUGCAGUUGGAUUCUCUGGGGAUCGCUGUGAGAUCAACGUUGAYGAUUGUUACAGCGCUCCUUGUUUACACGGAGGUUCAUGCAUAGAUGCUGUAAACRGUUACAGGUGUCAGUGCGUGGAGGGCUACCGAGGCCGACUGUGCGAGGUGGACAUAGACGAGUGCAAUCCUAACCCCUGUGCGAAUGGCGCCAGCUGCUUCGACGGUCUGGGAUCUUUUACCUGCCGCUGCCUCCCUGGGUUCAACGGAACCAGGUGUGAGACAGAAAUGUCGUCUGCCUUCAACCUGGACUUUGAGGUGUCUGGUAUCCACRGUUAUGUGAUGAUGGACGGAGUGAUGCCGGCGCUGACAGAGAUCACCUGCACCUUCUGGAUGAGGUCGUCAGACACCACUAACUAUGGCACACCUGUUUCCUACGCUGUGGAAGGAAGUGACAACGCCUUCCUUCUCAUAGACUAUAACGGCUGGGUGCUGUACGUGAACGGUAAGGAGCGGAUCACUGACUGUCCCGCUGUGAACACGGGUCAGUGGUUCCACAUCGGUGUGUCCUGGAGGAGCUGGGACGGAGACUGGAGGAUCUACAUCAAUGGGAAGCCCUCAGACGGAGGCAAAGGCCUGUCAGUCGGCACCACUAUCCCAGGUGGAGGGGCACUUGUUUUAGGUCAGGACCAGGAUCAGAGGGGAGAAGGCUUUAACCCUGUGGAAUCUUUUGUUGGGUCCAUCAGUCAACUCAACAUCUGGGAUCGGGUUCUUACCCCCCAGCAGAUCAGGGUCCUGUCCAGCAGCUGUCCAGCCUCUCAUGUGACCCACAGAGGAAACGUUCUUGCCUGGCCUGAUUUUCUUAACGGGGUGGUGGGUCGUGUCAAAAUAAACCUCAACAGUAUUUUCUGUGCAGAUUGUCCCAAGCUAGAGAACGCUGUGCCCCACCUGCACGUGUCCACGGUGGAGGUGAGCCCUGGUGCUCAGGUGCAGAUGUCCUGUGAUCUCGGUUUCUACCUGGUGGGGGAGCCAGUGCUGCAGUGCCAAAACAAAGGAGAGUGGAGCCACCCUCUGCCCAGCUGUGAACGAGUGUCAUGUGGACCACCACGUCCUCCAGAGAAUGGCCUGUUUCAGGGGACAGAUUUUCAAGCUGGCAGCUCCGUGGUCUAUCAAUGUAAUCCAGGCUUCUACCUGCUGGGAGACUCCAAGGUGCGCUGCAGCAACAGCGGCAAGUGGGGAGGACAUCCACCGGCCUGUCUGGAUGUGGAUGAGUGCGCUCUGGGCUCAGACUGUGAUGAUCACGCCAGCUGUCAGAACACAGACGGGUCUUACACCUGCACCUGCAUUCACCCGUACUCUGGAGACGGCAAAAACUGCACAGCCCUCUCCUGCCCAACACCAGCUGUUCCAGAGAACUCUGUCAUGAAGGGAAACAACUUCACCUAUGGCAGCAAGGUGACUUUCAGCUGUAAGAAAGGCUACCURCCUCAGAUACCCUAUGAGUUCCAGUGCCUCUCCACCUUGAGAUGGAGCGGUACACCCCCCAUCUGUUACCCGGUGACCUGUGGGGGGCCGCCUAGGGUGGAACACGCUGACUACACCUUCCACACCAACACUUACCUCUCCACUGUCAACUACACCUGUGUGGAGGGAUACAGACCACAGGGUUCCAUGGAGGUGGUUUGUGAGGCGACGGGGGAGUGGAGCUGGCCCACCCCUCGCUGCAUCAGCAUCCUGUGCAGCAAGCCUCCAGCACUGGCAGAUGCUGAAAUUGUCGUAGAGGAYUAUGAAGUGGGAAGCAAGGUUCACUAUGUCUGCAAAGAAGGCUACACUCUGAUUGGYCCCGAGACCAGAGAAUGUCUUCCAAGCGGCCAAUGGAGUGAAGACUUCCUCCAAUGUGUGCCUCGUUCCUGUGGACCGCCGCCCACCAUCGACCACGCCGUGCCCCACGAGACCCACAAGCUGUUUGGAGACACUGCCAGCUACUACUGCACUGACGGAUACACGGCCAGCAACAACUCUAAGCUCAUGUGUAACGCUCAGGGCAUGUGGGUCCCUCCGACGGGCAUGGAGGUUCCARUCUGCAUUGCCAACUUCUGCCUACGUCCACCUGAUCCCCCGCAUGCCAUUUUAGAUUCRUUCAACAAACCCAAAUAUGCCAGCAACACCGAGGUGAGCUAUAAAUGUGAGGAAGGCUUCAUGCUGAACACCACCGCUACAAUCAGAUGCCUGAUGGGAGGGACGUGGGAGCCGUCGCCAUUUGACAUAGGCUGUGUGCCGGUGAGGUGCUCCAGACCAGAAAGCAUCGAUCGGGGCUACGUGAGAGGAACAAAUUACAGUUUUGGAGCUAUGAUCGCGUACAGCUGCGAGACGGGCUACCUGAUUCGAGGGGAGAAGAGGAGGACCUGCAAGGCUAGUGGAGAAUGGGGAGGAGUCCUGCCUACCUGCAUACCUGUGUCCUGCUCAGCUCCUCCCAUACUCUUAAAUGGAUAYAUCCAGGUCAGAGGUCGAUUCACUUUCAACAACAAGGUGACUUAUGCCUGUAACGCAGGCUACAGACUAGUUGGUCGACCAGAGCGAGUUUGUCAAGCCAACCGACAGUGGUCCAGCAACRACCCUCCCACCUGUGUCCUUCUGACCUGUGACCCUCCUCCUGACAUCGUCCACGGACGCUACAAAGGUUCUGACUUCCACGUGGGCCACAAAGUGSAAUAUCUCUGCGCUGAGGGUUAUGAGCUGGCUGGGGAUGCCAUCUGGACUUGUCUCAAGUACGGCAAGUGGGAUAAGACGAGGCCUCCACGCUGCUCUCCAGUCAGAUGUCCAGAGCCUCCGCUAGAGGAGAACCACCUGGUCCUGAAAAGUUUGGACUCUGAAUCUGGAACAGUGGAGUUAUCCUGUGAGGAUGGUUAUAUCCUGGAGGGGGCUCAUGUCCUCCGCUGCACCCCUUCUCAGGAGUGGAACAACACCUUUCCAGUGUGUAAGCAGGUUUUCUGUGGCCCACCACCUGAAGUUACAUUUGGUAGUCUGUCCACAGCCUCUCCUUCAUUUCCUUUUAGCUCCAUGAUUACCUACACGUGCAUAGGUGGUUUUACUUUAAGAAAAGAAACAUCUGUUUCCUGUUUAGCAAGUGGACAGUGGAGUACUCCUUACCCAGAAUGCAUCCCAGUUGAAUGCCCUCAGCCUGUGGAGGUUUCAAAUGGUAUAGUUGAUGUGCAGGGCCUGGUGUACCUCAGCAAAGCUCUGUACAGCUGUAAGGCUGGAUACAAUCUGGUGGGGAACUCCACGGUCCUCUGUGGAGAGAAGGGACUCUGGAUCGGUGGCGUGCCUUCUUGCCGUCCAGUUGAAUGCUCCGUCCCUAAACAGAUAGCCAGUGGAAAAGUGGUUUAUAGGAAACUCCAGUUUGGUCACAGUGCCACCUACUCUUGUCGACGUGGUUACCGCCUGCAAGGCCCAGAGAUUAUCAAGUGCCUGGCUGAUGGAGAGUGGGACUCAGAGCCGCCCGCUUGCAUGCAGAUUUCAUGCACUCCACCCCAACCAAUUGAAAACGGUUUUGUGGAGGGUCAGGAUCACAGUUUUGGMGUCACUAUUUUCUACAGCUGCUUUCCAGGCUUCCAGCUCUUAGGCCAGGAUCAUCUGACCUGCGAGGAGUUUGGCUGGUCCAGUUCUGUCCCUAUGUGUGUGCCCUCAGACUGCGGCCUGCCUCCUCAUAUAGACUUUGGGGAUUAUGUCAGAGUGACCGAUUCUGAUCCCAAAGACCCUUUAACAGCUCCACCCAUGGAUUUGAACUUCCUCCACGGGACUGUGAUUGAGUAYCGUUGCCACCCAGGUUACAACAUCAGCAGCCAGACCAGGUUGGUGUGUCAGGAGGACGGGGGGUGGAACGGGAYAGCCCCAUCAUGUGUGCCAGCAGAGUGUGAGACCCCGCCCAGUCCAGAGCACGGCUGGGUGAAUGUGACUGAUGCUUUGCUCGGCAGCUCGGUCAGAUAUUCUUGUGAGGAGGGGUAUGAGCUGCUGGGGGAGCCUGUCAGGCAGUGUCUGUCAGGUCAGCUGUGGACUAGUGACGCCCCAGUUUGUCGACCGGUAUCCUGUGGUGAUCCAGGAGCUCUCACUAAUGGCACAGCUCAUGGUGGGGAAUUUGUUUAUCCGGAAGUUAUGCACUUUGAGUGUAAUCCUGGAUUUGUUCUGAGGGGUACAGACACCAUCGCCUGCCAGGCAGAUGGAAAGUGGAAUGGGCCAAAGCCACUUUGUGAUCCUGUAUCUUGUGGCCCUCCAAAGGUGCCUAAUGAUAUAAUCAUUGAAGGUAAAGAUUACACCUAUAAUAGUGAAAUUGAACUGAGCUGUCAGCCUGGUUUCCUCUUGAAAGGGACAUCUAGAGGUGUUUGUCAGGCUGACGGCACCUGGAGCUACGAAUUCCCUUCUUGCCUACCGGCUCGUUGUGGGAAACCCUCCUCCAUACCCCAUGGCCACGUGUUAGGGUCACAGUUUGGCUACAACGACAAAGUUAAGUAUGAAUGUGAUGAAGGAUACAAGUUAAACGAAGAUGCUACACUUGUCUGUCAGUCAAAUGGACUUUGGGACAAACCCCCGCCUCGUUGUGACAUCAUUAGCUGCGACCCACCUGAGGACAUCAGUCACGGCUUUGUGAACGGUUCCAGCUUCAACUACAACGACGUGGUGGAGUACGUGUGCUUCGAAGGUUACAGGGUUGUGGGGGAUACCAUGCUGCGCUGCUCCUCUCAGGGCCUCUGGGUGGGCUCUGUGCCUCAGUGCCAGCCCUGUUUAUGCCCCCCACUUGAGGUUCAGUUUGGKAGGGUUAUUGGGAACGGCCACGCCUGUGGGGAUCGAGUGCAGUUCCAGUGUGAUGAGGGCCUCAAACUGCUGGGUCCUUCUCAGGCAGUGUGUGAGAAAGGAGGGAUGUGGAGCCCAGGGGUGCCAGUGUGUGGCAGAGGGAAAUGCAGUGUUGCCCCACCUGUGGUCCUGAACGCCGUCUUACAAGGCGGUGUUGCUAAAUUCCCAGACACAGUGACAUACAGGUGUCGACUCGGCUAUCUACUGAAAGGGUAUCCUCACCUCUCCUGUGGACAAGAUGGCAGGUGGGGAGAACCCAGGAUCCGCUGUGAGCCUGUGAGCUGUGGGAAACCACCUGAAGUAGCUCACGCUCUGGUGGAUGGAAACGACUUCACCUUCCCCAACAAGAUCACAUACAGAUGUGUGGACGGAUUUGAACCUGCCACAAAGACAGCUUCUCUGUCCUGCCAGAGUGACGGCACCUGGUCCAAACACAGCGUCCAGUGCCGCCCUGCCCCCUGCCGAUUACCCACCCACAUCACCCCACAUCUGCUAAUCAGCGGGAAGGACCUCACUCCUGUUGGGGGCACCGUCACCCUCUCGUGCCUUCCUGGCUUCUACCUGCAGGGGUCAGCUGUAGCGGAGUGUCAGAUGGGCGGAAGCUGGGCUCCCAACAUUUUAUCAGUUUCCUGCGAGGUGGUGGUGUGUGAGAAACCUGCUCCUCUUCUUCAUGGCUUCAUGGAGGGUGACAGCUACAACUACGGAGACUUUGUCCUGUACUCCUGCCUGCCUGGAUUUGAGAUGAAGGGAGACUCUGUUCAGACCUGCCAGGGAGACCGAACAUGGAGUGGCACACAACCAGCRUGUGUUGCCUCGUCCGUCCUCUCCUGCGGGGCUCCGCCCRCAGUGAAAAAUGCACAGCUCCAGGCGACAGGAGACGCUCACCUGCGCAACGUCAGCUAUGUGUGCAACGCUGGGCUGCAGCUCGUCGGCUCUAAGACUCUCACCUGUCUGUCGAAYGGCUCAUGGAGCCUACCAGCUCCUACAUGUGAAGUGAUCAGUGGCUGUGAGGGUCCCAAACAGCUGCUGCACGGUAAAGUUCAGGAGCAYAGCCUGAACACCAGGCGUGCUCUGGAGUUCCAGUGUGAUCAAGGCUACAGCCUUGUGGGAGACCAGUUGGUGAUGUGUAUGGGGAGGAACACCUGGAGCUCCACUUUCCCCACCUGUCAAGCAAGGUCUUGCCCACCUCCUCCGGGCUGGAAGGAGGACGUUCGCGUUAACAGAUCCCAGCAGGAGUUUCAUGUUGGACAGUCGGUGAGGGUUACCUGUCCCAAGGGACAGCAGGUGAAAGGCAGCGGCACCAUCACCUGCAGGCCAGACCAGACCUGGACCUCCCUCAGUUCUGUGUGUGAACCGGUGUGUUGGCUGCAGUGUCAGAACGGAGGUGUGUGUCAGCGGCCCAACAUCUGUGCCUGUCCUGAAGGCUGGAUGGGUCGGCUCUGUGAGGAGCCCAUCUGCAUCCUGCCGUGCCUGAACGGAGGGCACUGUGUGGCCCCCUACCAGUGUGAGUGCCCCCCCGGGUGGACGGGCACCCGCUGUCACACAGCUGUGUGUUCGUCGCCGUGUCUGAACGGAGGACGGUGCAUCCGGCCGAACAGAUGCAGCUGCAGUCCAGGCUGGAGUGGACACAACUGCUCCAGGAAGAGGAAAUCAGUGUACUACCACUUCUAAAAUUAAAGGUCUUACUCGCCUCCAUGUGAACCAUCUAAAGAGAAUUCUUGUAUAUUUAAAGCCAAACCACCCACUCAUCUCUGCAAACUUUUGUAAAUUAAAGCUGUAUUUCACCUUCAUAUAAAGACUCAACAGUAUUAAACAUUUGCUGCUAUAUAUACCUGUACGAUGUGUAAAAACUCUUUGUGACKGUUCAGUGUAUAUGUGUAAACUAUUCACGUUUUUAAUAAAGCAUAAACGCCA
Molecule: messenger RNA, 11246 nt
Organism: Austrofundulus limnaeus
Lineage: Eukaryota; Metazoa; Chordata; Actinopteri; Cyprinodontiformes; Rivulidae
Gene: svep1
Product: sushi, von Willebrand factor type A, EGF and pentraxin domain containing 1
Molecular function (GO): calcium ion binding
Source: RefSeq, a predicted model, not a curated record